Trypanosoma conorhini is the source of this 1278-nucleotide messenger RNA. RefSeq lists its product as uncharacterized. Gene Ontology annotation, cellular component: membrane; Golgi apparatus. The record is from RefSeq and is a predicted model, not a curated record. Lineage: Eukaryota; Euglenozoa; Kinetoplastea; Trypanosomatida; Trypanosomatidae. The transcript has a single exon. Gene Ontology annotation, molecular function: alpha-1,2-mannosyltransferase activity. Gene Ontology annotation, biological process: protein N-linked glycosylation; cell wall mannoprotein biosynthetic process. The coding region runs from base 1 to 1278 and encodes 425 amino acids.
AUGCGGCGGCGUCGCCUCUCCUACCUUUCUCUUAUCGGCACCCUCACGCUGCUCCUAUUGGUUGACUUCAUAGUUAGGAACUUCGUGACGGAUGACGCAACGGCUAGCGCUAACGUGACGGCUCACCCUCGGGUGCUCUCUCCCCACCCUAUCGGCUUGCAGCCUGCGUCUUCCUCGCAUGCAUCGGCAUGUACACGUUUUUUGUAUAGAGCUCCUACAAGGGAGUUGGCGGGCAACGGCCGUGCGUUGCUUGCGUUGCUACUUACGAGUUUACAGUACCAUGGCGUGGCGCGCUUGAAAGAGACGCUUCCCACUUGGAUGGACAACUUUUUGGUGGCGCAGGGUAAUGUGGAUCUGGCGAUUUUCUACGCUUAUUCCACAGUAACUGCUGCACAAUUGGUAGAUACAUUUGGCCUCGCAAAGGCUUCAGAGGGGCAAUUGACAUCCCUUGAGGUUAAAUUCCGCGAGUUGCGGGCUGACGUCGCCGCGGAUGUUUCCCUGACGCCAGAGGAGUGGACUUCCCUGGGAGAUGGAUAUUAUUACUUGCCGCGCGUGCAGCCAAUGGUUGUGUUUCGUUUGGUGCCCGUGAACUUGACCUUUCCGCGCUACAUUCAGGCAAACUGGUCGCUGCUGGAGGAUCCCACGUGGCUGCGUUGUGGCUGUCCACCGUUCUGCCCGGUUCACCGGUCACCACCGGAGUAUGUUCAAGGCACACGAUGGUAUUCGCACGCUCUCUUUGAACAGCCGAUUGUGCGGCGCUACAGUUUCUGGGUGAAGCUGGACGUUGACGUGGCAUUCUUUCGGCCGCUGCAGGACAACCUCGUGCGGCUGCUCCUGUCAAGUGGCCGGCUGCUGGGGCACACAGGCUACACCUACAACGGCCACGGCUGCAGUGACGAGUUGCAGAAGGCGAUAGGGGAGUUCCUGGCAGGUUACGGCGCACAGGCAGUGAGCGCCGGCCAAGGCUGGUGGUUGUCCGAUGACCGAACGUACUACACCAACUUUGUUGUGGGCUCCGUCAACUUUUUCCUCCAGCCGGAGGUACGGGAAUUGACGGCGCACCUAAACGAAUACCGUGACGGCUUCUUUAAACACCGCUGGACGGACCAAAGUCUUCUUCACAAGCUGCUGGGCGUCUUUUGCGGCCCGGACGAAGCGAAUUUCUCCCUCAACUGGGAGAAGCUGCGGUGCUCAAAGAAGCGUACCACACCGGAUGCCGUGUUUUACCACAGCAAGCGAAAGAAGCGAAUCCGUCCAGGGAGGCCUUGUCGAGCGUGA